AUGACUGACACCCACGGCUCGCCCUACGCUCCGCCCCAUCAGCCCCCUCCCGACCGCCAAUUGGAGGGGCCGCUUUGAUUGCAGCGCUGAUUGGUGGCUCCUGCCUGACAGGGCGGUAUAAGCGGGUAUCUCGCCCUCCGCUGUGUCCCGACUCUCACCCGGCGCACAGCGCUCGGGGGCUCAGCAGCGGGCGGCAGAUCCGGGUGGGCAACGCGAGAGGCCGGGUAGACUGACGAGAACACCGAGGACUGUGCCGUGCCGUGUGAAACCCUUGUGCCUUGGCCUUAGGACAAAGAGACUCAUGGAGCCAUUGCCAGCCUCAGAGUCAGAGCGGGGCCAGCCUGGAGGUCCCAGCACCACGAGCCCCGUCGGAUUCCCGGAGCAGUCCACUGAGAGAAGCUCAAGGAAAGCAAGAUGGAAGCCCACGGCCAAAGAUGCUUUCAAAGACAUUUCCAUAUACUUCUCCAAGGAAGAAUGGACAGACAUGGGAGACUGGGAGAAAAUCCGAUACAGGAAUGUGAAAAGGAACUAUGAAGCGCUGAUGACUAUAGGUCUCAGAGCCCCUCGACCAGCUUUCAUGUGUCACCGCAGGCAGGCCAUCAAACCCCAAGUAGAUGACACUGAGGAUUCCGAUGAAGAAUGGACGCCAAGGCAGCAAGUCAAACCUUCUUGGGUGGCAUCCAGAGUGGAUCAGAAUAAACAACACAAGGGAACCCACAGAGUGCCAUUAAGUAAGGAAUCUAGUUUGAAGGAAUUCUCAGAAACAGCAAAGUUGCUGAACACAAGUGGCUCAGAGCAGGGCCAGAAACCAGUGUCCCUUCCUGGAGAAGCAAGUACCUCUGGACAUCACUCUAGACGAAAAUUGGAGCUCAGGAGAAAGGAGAUUGGAGUGAAGAUGUAUAGUCUACGAGAAAGAAAGGGCUUUGCAUACCAAGAGGUCAGCGAGCCCCAGGAUGAUGACUACCUCUAUUGUGAGAAGUGUCAGAAUUUCUUCAUUGACAGUUGUGCUGUUCAUGGGCCCCCUACAUUCGUAAAGGACAAUGCAGUGGGCAAGGGGCAUCCCAACCGCUCAGCCCUCACUCUGCCCCCUGGUCUGAGAAUCAGACCAUCGAGCAUCCCUGAGGCUGGGCUUGGAGUAUGGAAUGAAGCAUCCGAUCUGCCACUGGGUACACACUUUGGCCCCUAUGAGGGCCAGAUCACCGAAGACGAAGAGGCAGCCAACAGUGGAUACUCCUGGCUGAUCACCAAAGGGAGAAACUGCUACGAGUAUGUGGAUGGAAAGGAUAACUCUUGGGCCAACUGGAUGAGGUAUGUGAACUGUGCCAGGGACGAUGAGGAGCAGAACCUGGUGGCCUUUCAGUAUCACAGGCAGAUCUUCUACCGAACCUGCCGGGUCAUCAGGCCAGGCUGUGAACUGCUAGUCUGGUACGGGGACGAGUACGGCCAGGAGCUGGGCAUCAAGUGGGGAAGCAAGUGGAAGAGCGAGCUCUCAACAGGGAAAGGUGGGCACCACUGCUCUUCAAAACAGAAAGAAAAGAAAGAAUUCUCCGUGGCAGUUUCCAUGUCCAGCUCUCGACAGACCCACAGCCAGACAUCCAUCGAUGUCCCUCCUGCCCACUGGCCUUCUCCAGUCAGAAAUUCCUCAGCCAACAUGUGGAAUGCAAACACUCUUCUCAGAGCCUCCCACGAAUAUCUGCAAGAAAACAUUUCCAACCAGAGAAUCCCUGCCCAGGUGAUCAGAAUCAGCAGCAGCAGCAACAUUCUGAUCCACACAGCUGGAAUGACAAAGCAAAAUGUCAAGAGGUCAAAGAAAGGUCCAGACCUUUGCUUAAAAGUAUAA
Panthera uncia (snow leopard) is the source of this 1840-nucleotide messenger RNA. It is a transcript of the gene PRDM7, whose product is annotated as PR/SET domain 7. Bases 302 to 1840 code for a protein of 512 amino acids. NCBI's taxonomy places the organism in Eukaryota, Metazoa, Chordata, Mammalia, Carnivora, Felidae. The record is from RefSeq and is a predicted model, not a curated record. Gene Ontology annotation, molecular function: recombination hotspot binding; histone H3K36 methyltransferase activity; protein binding. The transcript has 11 exons. Gene Ontology annotation, biological process: regulation of DNA-templated transcription; positive regulation of reciprocal meiotic recombination. Gene Ontology annotation, cellular component: nucleus.